GGAGUCACUACAGAGUAACUGAAUAGUUAUUUUCCUAUUCUUAUCAGUUAUUUAAACAAUGUGGCUUAUAUUAAAGGUACGCUCAGCAAUCUGGUGUAGAUGCAGAAAGUAAACAGCAUAUUGGGUCAAUUUCCUCAACUACUGCUAAGAGAAUUGAGCUGUUUUGGUCCUGCGGCUCCCACGAUGUAGGAGAGUGAAGUAAACCCUAGCAGUGUCAUUUCAGUGUAUUAGAAGUAAAACAUGGAAAUGCGAGAGCAAACCGAAGAUCCUGAACCGAACAACAUCGAAAGUACUGAACCAGACCACAAGAAGUCAACAGAAAAGCCACAGCGCAUCACUGCCCGUCUGGUGAAUGCAGCGUUCUUUGGUGCCCUUGGGUCAUCUUAUCUCUAUGGCUACAACCUGUCUGUCGUCAACGCUCCUGCACUGUAUAUAAAGACAUUUUACAACCAUACAUGGAUGGAGCGCUACGGAGAACCCAUAGGAGCAGACAUGGUCACCAUGCUAUGGUCCAUCACAGUCUCCAUAUUUGCCAUAGGUGGCCUACUUGGAGCGCUCUGUGUCACGUUGCUCACGAAACUCAUUGGAAGGAAGGGCACCUUGCUCUUGAAUAACGGCUUUGCAGUGAUAGCUGCUCUUUUGUUAGCCCUGGGGGAGAAGGCUCGAUCUUUCGAGAUGCUUAUCAUCGGUCGUUUCGUCAUGGGGGUGGACUCUGGUAUUGCUCUCAGCGCCCUGCCCAUGUAUCUGGGCGAGAUAUCCCCCAGACACAUGAGAGGCUCCAUUGGCCAAUUCAACUCCAUCCUCAUCUGUCUGGGGGUGUUCACUGGACAAGUCCUGGGACUUCCUGAACUUCUGGGCCAGGAGUCCAGAUGGAACUUCCUCUUUGCCUUCCUGGCCUUGCCUGCCUUGCUGCAGCUCUGUGUGCUGCCCUUCCUACCCGAAAGCCCACGCUUCCUUCUGAUGGAGAGGAGGGAUGAGGCCGGUGCAAAGAAAGCCUUCAGGGCCUUCCUAGGCAAGAAGGACGUGUCCAAAGAGUUGGAGGAGGUGCACGCUGAGGGUCGGGCCCAGAACACCCUGCACAUGGCGUCUGUCACUGAGCUCCUGCUUAACCCCGCCUUGCGCUGGCAGGUCAUCACCGUCAUAGUCACCAUGGCCUGCUACCAGCUGUGUGGCCUGAAUGCCAUCUGGUACUACACCAAUGGGAUCUUGAGGGACUCGGGCUUUGCAGAGAAUGUGAUCCCAUACAUCGUCCUCAGCACAGGCGGAAUAGAAACGCUGGCUGCCGUUGUCUCGGGCCUUGUGAUUGAGCGCAUCGGCAGAAGACCCCUCCUCAUCUUCGGCUUCAGCGCCAUGGCCUUCUUCUUUGGCCUUCUCACUGUGUUUCUCAAUUUCCAGGACCAAUAUACAUGGAUGCCCUAUCUCAGUUUCACCUGUAUUUUGGCUGUAAUUGCCUCCUUCUGCUCCGGUCCAGGUGGCAUCCCCUUUGUACUGACCGGAGAGCUGUUUGAGCAGUCGUACCGACCCGCAGCCUUCAUGAUCGCAGGGAUCGUCAACUGGGUCGCCAACUUCGCAGUCGGACUUUUGUUCCCGUUCAUGCAAGAGUCCCUGCAGACCUAUGCCUUCCUGGUGUUCCUGGUGGUGUGUGUGCUGGGUGCUGUGUACCUCUACUUUAUUCUGCCCGAGACCAAAAACAAGACCUUUAUGGACAUCAGCCAGAGCUUUGCCAAAAUCAACAAGGUUCCGUUGGUUAAAAGGGAAAUUGAGAACGAACUUGCCAUCAAGGCUGGGUCAAAGGAAGUAGAAGAAAAUGGAAAAGUCAUCAUUGACGGUGAGAUAGAGAGUUCGUUUUGAAUCAAAGAAAAGCCACCAGGUGUCAGUUUACUGUUGUACAUACUGUAUUUUGAUUCACUGAAGUGAAAUGUAAUUUUUAAGAUAAAGUUUUUCUGCUAGGUGAGUGUACGUUUUUUUUGUAUGCAAUAAUUUUCAAUACAUUUUUAAAGCUCUCUUACCGAGAAAAAAAACAACAGGCAAUUGGCAAACCGUUAUUGCAAAUCUUUGGCUAAUUUGCUGCAAAUUUGCAAAUUAGUUUUGAGGCAAACUUUUGCAGUAAAUUUACAGCGACUUGUGAACUUCUGUCUAACAAUUCUGGGAAACUUGUGGGAAACAUUCUACUGUUUGCUGCGGAUAUGCUGCAAACUCAUUAUGAAUAUGCAAAUUAGAUAAUGUUUUUGGUUACUUUGUGUAUUAACUUUGAAUUGUUGUAUCUACAUAAACCAAAUCACACAUAAUGUUAAAUGAACUAAACAUACUAAAUGUGCUAAAUACACUAAACCACAUGUAUUCAAUGUCUUAACAGAUAAAAAAUAAAUCCAAUACAAUUUGAAAUCCUCAGCAUGCUAAUGAAAAUAGCAAAGACGGAAUAUUUCCCAAAUAAAUUGUUUGCUUAAUCUCUCAUUUACAGGAGAGAGAUGUGGCUACCGCUUUACAUUCUAGCUCGGUAAUAAGAUGUAUUUACUCUGCAAUUAGCUAGUAAUUACCAUUAGUUAACAUAAAUAGUUGCCAUGUUGUUUCCCCCAAUCCUUUCCUGAUAUCCCAACCAGCCCAUGGUUGUUAUCUGGAAACAGAAGAUCAUUUCUAUGUAAUAACACCGAAUCUGUGCUGCAUCAUUACCUGUUUCUCUUCAGUUAAACCAUUACAUCCCUUCCCUAUAAUGAACAUAACAUAACAGUGACAUAUGUCCUUGUAAAGUGACACAAAAUUCCUGACAUGACAAACAAAGCCCAGUUCACAUUCAGAUUCGUUAUUGACAAAAAAGAUAUGCACAAGAUAUGACGGAUAUCACAAUUCAGUGACAUGUUAUAUUCGUAAAGAAUCAAUGGGUAUAUAUUAAUCAUUUAUAAGCCAAACCCUGGAUGUAGCAACUGCAGAUUGCCCCUUUGAUCAAGCUACUUUCUCCUUUCUAUGUGUAGGCUAUUUACAUUAAACCAUAACCUAUAAAAAUGUGAGGAUGUCGUUGGGACCACCUCAAAUUAUUUCAGGAUAAAAUACGGUCAAUUAGGCUACUAGCUAUGUUAGCUAACCCUUUUCUUUCAUUUGUAGCUGUAGGUCUCAAGAAAUGGCAAUUACAGAUGUAAAAAAAAAAAAAAAAAAAAAAAAAAAAAAAAAACUAAAA
Messenger RNA from Oncorhynchus keta (chum salmon), 3172 nucleotides. RefSeq names its product solute carrier family 2 member 9, like 2 (gene slc2a9l2). Gene Ontology annotation, cellular component: membrane. NCBI's taxonomy places the organism in Eukaryota, Metazoa, Chordata, Actinopteri, Salmoniformes, Salmonidae. The transcript has 13 exons. Gene Ontology annotation, biological process: monosaccharide transmembrane transport. Gene Ontology annotation, molecular function: hexose transmembrane transporter activity. The coding region runs from base 241 to 1851 and encodes 536 amino acids. The record is from RefSeq and is a predicted model, not a curated record.